UAAACAGCAAACAAGCAAGCCACUAUAAACAUUUCAUAUUGACUUAAAGACUUGAAAACGAAAAGCAGUAAAUAAAAUUUUAAUAAAAUAUUUAAGAACUAGCAAUGAUGGAGACUAUAAUGCACGUUGUUUCGGGUGCAUACAAUACAACGCUCACGCGCGAGCUUUUCAUCAACGAAUGGGCUCAGGAACGCUUGAGUUUUGGAAAGCCACUCUGGCACUUUUUCAGCGUUCAAUUGGAGCCAAGCAACAUGUUCAACAUUUUUAUUCCCCUAUGUGGCAUUUUUAGUCAGGAAAUCCUAUUGCAUCUGUUCACGGCGAUUAGUCUUAUUAGCACACUGAACUCCUUUGAAAAGUGGAUAUGUCCGGAGACGCGUCCUUUGUGGUUUCUGCGUGAGCAGUAUGCCAAUAGGAGAGUACUCAAGAAACCGAAGGUGGCCCUGGAAAGUAAUCAGCUAAGCUGCGAGGUUACCGGUGGGCUGCCCUGCGCCCACUCGAUGACCUUCACCGUGUUCGUGCUGAUCCUGGCCUCGUUCUUCUUCGUCCGCUGCUGGGAUCGCUUUGUGUCCUGGCGUUCGCCCUUCUGCCGCUGCCUCAUGUAUCUGCUUAUCAUUGGAAUGGUGGUCUGCAUGUGGCUGAGUCGCCUCUACCUGGCCACCGAGUUUCUGCACCAGUGCAUCCUGGGCAGUUACUUCGGGAUCAGGGCGCUCAGCACCUUCGAGGCACAUGUGAAGUACUUGUUCUCCCGACCACGUGGCAAUGCAGUCUCGACUGUUUGCUUCUUGGGAGGAUUGGCGGUGUCGGUGUACUUUGUGAAGCUGCAACUCGAUAUGGAUCCCCAUUGGUCGGUGCGCGAGGGUUUCAAAUGGUGUCCAGAGCCCACAUACUUGCGUCACGAAGUUACUCCAGUCUUUGGACUGGUCAGAGAUCUAGGCAAUCUAAUGGGACUGGCUUUGGCCUCGCCGCUAUAUAAGGUAGAAAUGAAGCAAUCAUCCUUUUGGCGGCGAUGCCGACUCCUUGGACUUCUGGAGUUUGUCAACUAUGGAUUGCGUCUAUCCACGAUGAAGCAGUCGGGUCGCUUUGCUUUCUUGGCCUACGAGUUCAUAAGAAAUGCCGCCCAUUCCCUGGUACUGAUAAAGUACCUACCCAAAUUUUACUAGAACGUAGGUUUUUUUCCAAUUUUGUACAGAUAAAAACUAAGGUCACUGAAUAAAAUAACUACUGGGACAAAA
Molecule: messenger RNA, 1232 nt
Organism: Drosophila santomea
Lineage: Eukaryota; Metazoa; Arthropoda; Insecta; Diptera; Drosophilidae
Gene: G6P
Product: glucose-6-phosphatase 2
Exons: 5
Coding region: 105-1160 (351 amino acids)
Biological process (GO): glucose 6-phosphate metabolic process; gluconeogenesis
Cellular component (GO): membrane
Molecular function (GO): glucose-6-phosphatase activity
Source: RefSeq, a predicted model, not a curated record